AUGUGUAAUCGCACACCGAUCCAAGGGGUAGACGAGGGCGGGGCAUUUCCCGGGAAUCCCCACAAGUGCCGUCCGACGCGAACUCAGUCGACGUGUAGGGCAAUCCGAGGGCUCGUUAUUAAAUCUCGGGAAGCGAUUAUAAAGAAGCAAAACGGGUCGUGCAAGGACGGCGCUGUGGAGGGCAACGCUCCCGACGCAAUGGUAAUUUUGGAGGAGCGGCAAAUACCGCGCGCUCCUGCCGACCGGACGGUCAAUCAUUUGCACUGCAAGAACCGCGCCCUGAGGCACGCCACCGUGGCGUUUAGUUAUUACCCCGUCCCGCGCCCUAUUACGUUGCGGCCCGGACAAAAUACGCCGCGGCGGCCGUACGCGCGUAUCAUUACACCAGCUCGGGUCAGCGAUCAUUGGCGGAUCGCGAGCGGUAUCAAUGAUAUAACGUACCGGAGGCGUAUCGCUGCACCGCGCCGUGGUGGCGGGCGUCCGUUUACUCAUUCAAUCAGGCGGACAGGGCUUGAUCUGCUGGAAUUGCGCCUCGCGGUGACGGGGCUCGCGAAAACUGGGGCGAGCUACGUCGGCGUCGAAUUAGAGGCGACGAUACGCGCUUUGGGCUGCGGGCUGGCUGUCGGCUGUAUGUGGAUAGCGCAGGGCACGCGACGGCCGCAGAUUGAGACGAUUGAAAGCGGUCUGUUGUUACGGCGAACGGUGCCGCUCUUGCCCCGCCGGAUGACGAGAGCAUUCGCAACGCCGACAAAGGGAGGUAUCGCGGUGUAUACGAACGAGCGCAGCCCUAUGUCGCAACGUCCCAUGCGGCCGGAAAGAGUUAGGCAUAGCGACGCGUAUUUAAUAACGGCCUCGGUCCCGGCCCGGAAGCAUGUGGGCCGACUGCAGCAUUACAGCCACCGUUGGGCCACCGCGUCCGCUAAUCGGCGUCGGCAACCGAAUGGCGACGGGCGGCAACCGAUUGGCAACUGGCGGCAACCGACGGCGACCGACCGCGCGGCUCUAGUCCCUCUGGAUCCCUUUCGCUUUUCCCGGAUGAACGCCGCGAGCUCGCCUGCGGCCUGCCGCCAAUUUUGGCAUCUGAACGGCUUACGAACGGAUAACGUAACAGCUCCUGCAAGUGGGGACGGACCGGAAACUAACAGGAGAACGGCGCUAAGUAUA
Messenger RNA from Iphiclides podalirius (scarce swallowtail), 1164 nucleotides. The record is from the annotation of a GenBank genome assembly. Lineage: Eukaryota; Metazoa; Arthropoda; Insecta; Lepidoptera; Papilionidae.